Actinia tenebrosa (Australian red waratah sea anemone) is the source of this 3547-nucleotide messenger RNA. RefSeq names its product acyl-CoA synthetase short-chain family member 3, mitochondrial. Lineage: Eukaryota; Metazoa; Cnidaria; Anthozoa; Actiniaria; Actiniidae. Gene Ontology annotation, molecular function: propionate-CoA ligase activity. Gene Ontology annotation, cellular component: mitochondrial matrix. The record is from RefSeq and is a predicted model, not a curated record.
UGUAUGCUCAUACUAUAUAUUAUCGUUCGGUCACGCUACUAUAAAUUGGAGUUUUCUGCAAGAAAAUUAUCCCAAACUCUGCACAAAACUCUAUACUACUUAGACCUUAAAUAAUGAACAUGCUUCGAGGUUUGAGUUUGUUCAGAGCUAAAGGGGUAGUGGAAAUACUUUGUCGAUCGAAUUCGAAAGUGCCAUUCAACAGAGUUUAUAUAAACCAUGGAAAACCACAACUACCAUGGCUUCUUGCUCUACGUACUGUACACAGCUCGUCGUCCUUACAGAUGCGAGUAUACUCCUACGAGGAAGCGUUCAAGAGCUCUAUCGAGGAGCCGGAGAAGUUCUGGGAUGAGGUGGCUGAAGGAAUAGAUUGGUAUAAACCGUAUACGAGAGUGCUAGACCAUUCUAAUCCUCCCUUUACGAAAUGGUUCCCGGGCGGAGAAUUAAAUACGUGCUACAACUGUCUUGAUCGACACAUCGAGAAAGGACGUGGUAGUCAGACAGCACUGAUCUAUGACAGUCCAGUUUCUGGGAAAAUUGAGAUGUAUUCUUAUCAAAACUUGCAAAGAUUAGUUGCUAAGUUUGCUGGAGCACUUGCAAGUUUGAAUGUGUGCAAAGGAGACAGAGUUAUUAUUUAUAUGCCAAUGGUACCUCAGGCUGUUGUUGCUAUGUUAGCAUGUGCAAGGAUUGGUGCUGUCCAUUCUGUUGUAUUUGGGGGAUUUGCUGCUCCAGAACUUGCUAGAAGAAUUGAACAUGCUGAGCCUAGAGUUGUUGUAACUUCUUCAUGUGGUAUUGAACCAACUCGUCUUGUACAUUAUAAACCAAUUCUUGAUGAGGCCAUAAAGAUAUCAAGCCAUAAGCCAUCUACAGUAAUUCUACACCAGAGAGAUCAGUCUUCUGGAAACAUUAUCCCAGGACAAGACGUCACUUGGGAUCAAGUCAUGCAAAAUGCUGAGCCACAUGACUGCGUACCAGUUGAAUCUACAGAUCCACUUUACAUCCUCUACACUUCUGGGACAACUGGAGAUCCAAAGGGUAUUGUACGACGCAAUGGAGGUCAUGCUGUUGCACUUAACUGGUCUAUGAAAAAUAUCUAUGGCAUUAACCCUGGAGAGGUUUGGUGGGCAGCUUCUGAUCUUGGAUGGGUGGUGGGACAUUCGUACAUCGUCUAUGGCCCUCUUCUCUCAGGAUGUACAUCAAUUCUAUUCGAGGGUAAACCAGUAGGUACUCCUGAUGCGGGAGCUUUUUUCAGAGUUAUUGAACAACACAAAGUUGUCAGUAUGUUUACUGCACCAACAGCCAUUAGGAUCAUCCGAACUGAGGAUCCUAAGGCAGAAACCAUCAAACAAUACGAUCUAUCCCAUUUUCGUGACAUGUUCUUGGCUGGUGAGCAUCUGGAUAAAGAUACAAUGCAUUGGGCAAGACGUGCCAUCAGCGCUCCUGUCUAUGAUAACUGGUGGCAGACAGAGUCAGGCUGGGCCAUCACAGCUCAUGCAGUAGGACUGGGACGACCGAUGGACGAGCAUUUACAAACUACUGGAAAACCUGUUCCGGGAUAUAACGUUAAGGUGUUAAGAGAGGAUAUGACCGAGGCUGAUCGAGGAGAAUUAGGGCAGAUAGUGGUCAAGCUCCCAAUGCCUCCUGGGACGGCUGGUACUUUAUGGAAAGCAGAUGAAAAAUUCAUGAAAGCUUACUUUGAAAAAUAUCCGGGAUACUACGACUCUUGUGACGCGGGUAUAAUAGACGAAGAUGGUUUCGUAUCCAUCAUGGCACGUACCGAUGACGUAAUCAACGUAGCAGGCCACAGGAUCUCAACCAAAGCGCUUGAGGAGGGUAUCAUGAAACCGGAGUUUGUAAUCGACGCGGCGUGUGUUGGGUACAAGGAUCCUAUCAAAGGUCACGUGCCGUUGGGGUUCAUCGUUGUGGACAAAACUUCAGAUAUGAAAAAAGACGCGAUGGUGGCUGAAGUGAUACAAAGUGUACGUCAGUUCGUUGGUCCUGUGGCUGCCUUCAAGACAGCAAUCAUCGUAGAUGCACUUCCUAAGACUCGCUCAGGAAAAACAGUCAGAGGAAUCUUAACAAAGAUCAUUCAUGGCGAACCUUACAAGAUUACUCCAACAAUGGAAAACCCGCAAGUCUUGGAUACUAUCAAAGAUAAACUCGUAGAAGUCGGUUUCUUAAAGAAAGAGUAACAAGUGUACGUGACAUCAGUAAGAAACCGUCGUGCAUCACGGGAUAUUUUAGGUGCCAAUUCUUGAAAUUGGGCCAAAUAUCAAACAUUAUUGACUUGAGGAUAUUCAAUGAAAAUCUACUUCAUAUUCUUUGUGCUGUGAUUUUUGUAUGUUACAUUUUCUAUGGAAAUGCACCAGAUUCUAUAUUUUGGAUGUUUUUUUUUUUUGCAUAAACAAAUCGUUUUUAAAGAGAACUCGUUUAGUGCAUGAUAUAAUAUAACAUUCAUUAAUUUCAGAAAUCAAAAAUACAAUUCAGUCUCAAUUCUCAGUUUGAUAAGCAGGAUUCAUUCUGGUCUAGCUUGGGUACCAACAACAUCAUAUAAGGCAUGGUGAAGAAAACAUGUUUGUACUCAAGCUAGACCACAAUGCACCAAGGUAAAAACAACACUUUCUUGUGGCUGACGAAAUCUGAUCAAAGCAAAGAUACUCCUUGGGUGUCUAUGCUUAUCUAUUUAUCAUUCUAUUAGCCUUUCAGAAGUUGAGAAAAAAACUGGGUCGAGUAGGGAUUGCAGUGCAUUGUGGGACUUUCUGUUUUAGGGGAUAGAUUUCCAAGAUGACGUCUUGUCAGUCCUACAAUGCACUGCAAUGUCAACUCUUUUUUAACUCAGCCUCGUAAUGACUAUUAAUUAUAUACGGUGGUUAACAAUAUGCUCGACCCAACAAGCCUGAAGCGAGAUGUCGUUUUACCCCCGUCUCUAGACCAUAAUCCUUUUCACACUGCUUUUGUUCUUUAAUUAUGACUAUUGUUCCUGUAUUCUCUAAGGAAUGAAAAAUUUUAAUAUAAAAGAAUUUUAAAAACUAUUAUGGUAUAGAGUGGGGGGUAAAACGUCAUCUCGCUUCAGGCUUAUUGGGACACAAAUUCAUGACUUCUUUUGUAAGCUUUUUUUAGUAUUGAAAACUAAAAUAUUAUUGGACAGAACGGGUACAAGCUAAUAAUGUAUAAAUUAUGAAGAAUGGGCUAGGAUGUGUUGGUUUCAUUCUCGUACCCAGACCCUUCAUCUUUCCAACUGUUUUUCACUGAGAAGGGUUUGGGUACGGAAAUGGUGUGACUGUAACAGAAGGAAAACUCAUGUUAAAAUAAAGGCGUGACGUUAUGUAUGGUUAUCUACAUUAUGUGUUGCUGUUCCUUAAAAGUAUAAAAUAGAGGAAGAUUUAUUAUUGCAUUGAUAUAUCUUGUUAUGUAACUUUUUAAGAUUUUGAAAAUAUCAUGAAUAGUUUAUUCUACAGUUUUGUUUGAGUGAGAAGCGUACGAGCUGCAUGUGACGUCACUAUUAAACUACUCAAUUCCUUCUUAACCAAUAAAACAGCAAUAAUCAGUA